CAUCAGCAGUAACGCUAACCAAAUAGGGGGUUGUGCAACCUCGCUCGCGGUCAGCCUACUCGCAAAGCAGUUUUACUCGGGACCGGACGAAGGCUAACAAUGCGCGCAGCAGCACUUGCGCCAGUCAGGUCGACUGCUGGCUGCGUGCCGACGCGUCGAAGCCUCAGGCAAACAUGCACGGCGGUGCUGCCAGCCGCCGUCCGCGCCUAUGCACGGCCAGCAGCCAGCCCCUCUGGGCCGUGCAGCGGGGGCCUUGCCCUGCCCCCACCCACGCACGUGCUGCUGGACCCUUCCUGCUCCCGCCCAGCAGCCCCUACUGCCUCGGCCAGGUCGGCAGGCAGAGGACGUGGAGCCGUGGCUUGUAACGCCUCGUCCGCAGGCGCUGCGUCGCCAUCGCCUUCCAACAGCGGCGGCGGCAGCGGUGCAGUGGAGCUGACAGCGAUUGAGAAGAGCCUCGCGGCCUUCUGCUCCAAAUUCACGCGCUUGUUCCCUGUGUGGGUCAUCCUGGCCGCCGUGUCAGGAUUUUACAUGCCCUCGCUCUACACCUGGUUCGACAACACAUGCAUCACCUACGGGCUCAUGUUCGUCAUGGCCGGCAUGGGCCUUACCCUCACAUUUGGCGAAAUCGCCUCCGUCUUCACCAAGCAGCCACAGCUGCUGCUGCUCGGUAUGGUGCUGCAGUACACCAUCCUGCCGGCGUUCGGUUACGUCAUCUCGCGCUUCCUCAUGGCCCAGCCGGGCCUGGCGCCAGGCCUGGCUGUGGGUGUGGCGCUCGUGAGCUGCAUGCCCGGAGGCACCGCCUCCAACAUCGUGGCGUACAUCGCAAAAGGCGAUAUGCCGCUCUCCAUCAUGAUGACCACCGCUUCCACCCUCAUGGCAAUCGCCACCACACCCAUCCUCACCUCGCUGCUGGUCGGCACGCUGGUGCCCGUGGACCCCCGCGCCAUGUUCCUGUCUGUGCUGCAGCUGGUGCUGGCGCCGGUGCUGGCCGGCACCGCACUCAACCAGUUCUUUCCGGCCGCUGUGGCGCGCGUCAAGUUGUACACGCCCUUCAUGGCCACCGUGGUGGUAUUCCUGAUUGUGGGGUCGAUGAUCGGCACCAACGUCGCGGUGGUGGCCUCCUCGGGCGCCAUCAUCGUGGCCUCCGUGUUCGCGCUGCACUCCACCGGCUUCUUCCUGGGGUACUCCCUAUCCAAGGCUAUGGGCCUGUCCGACAAGAUUGCACGCACCAACAGCAUCGAGGUUGGCAUGCAGUCAUCCGCGCUGGCUGCGGUGCUGGCCAAGGUGCACUUCGCUGACCCGGUGGUGGUGGCGCCCUGCGUGCUGUCCGCCUGCACACACGCCACCAUCGGCUCACUGCUGGCGGGCUACUGGGCGGCCACGCUCAAGGACGAGGAGUAGAGGGCUAGACUGCUGAGCCAGAGGCUCUUGUGGUUUGUGACGGGCUGAGGUCUGUUGAGUCAGGAGGGCUGAACUGCUGAAGCCUUGUAACUAUCAUAUUAGGGAACGGCUGCGGGUCAGCUGACGCGCUGUAGUGGAUUUGUGGAUUAGCCACGUGGCUGGGGCUCACUUGCCGCCAUGCACGAAGACAUGCAAGCGCCUGUGUACGCGAGCUGCACUCUGUACCAUACCGACCGACACGCAUGCUGUUAAUCUGAUACUCCGAGUAACAUGGCCAGGGGCACCGCUGAACAUGGCGGCAUCGCUUUCCCUGUUGAGUCGUCCAUACCAGUUGACCGGGGCCGGGGUAUACCG
Chlamydomonas reinhardtii is the source of this 1755-nucleotide messenger RNA. RefSeq lists its product as uncharacterized. The record is from RefSeq and is a predicted model, not a curated record. Lineage: Eukaryota; Viridiplantae; Chlorophyta; Chlorophyceae; Chlamydomonadales; Chlamydomonadaceae. Gene Ontology annotation, cellular component: membrane. The coding region runs from base 100 to 1401 and encodes 433 amino acids. The transcript has 13 exons.